Molecule: messenger RNA, 3587 nt
Organism: Limulus polyphemus (Atlantic horseshoe crab)
Lineage: Eukaryota; Metazoa; Arthropoda; Merostomata; Xiphosura; Limulidae
Product: pyrethroid hydrolase Ces2e-like
Exons: 10
Coding region: 251-2218 (655 amino acids)
Biological process (GO): presynaptic membrane assembly; chemical synaptic transmission; synaptic vesicle endocytosis
Cellular component (GO): cell surface; synapse
Molecular function (GO): signaling receptor activity; neurexin family protein binding
Source: RefSeq, a predicted model, not a curated record
CUUAACUUCAAAAGACGGUCGAUAGGGAGGUCCCCAGGUUCGCAAUACGUCUACUUUUCCCAAGUUUUUCCACCGUGUGGGGUUAGCACUAAAACAGUAAGCAUGUUAUUGAAUUCAAUCUGCACGAAAGAAGAAUAUCGAAACCUCUGUGCGAUUGGUUGAUUUGAUCAAGAUAGAAUAUUGAUGAACCGCAUAUCAUACAAGUUCUACGACUCGACGAGGUGAGCAUGUUCACGCCCUAGCAACCAACAUGAAAACUUUAAACAUACAAGUUAGAUUAACAUUUUUAUUAAACGUUAUUUUGCUAAUUCGGCAAUGUACGAGCACAGAAGAAUUACAAUCGAAUCCUGUAGCAGCAAAUUUUUCAAAAACGUUACCAGUGGCAGAAACAAAAUAUGGUCGACUUAGAGGUACUGUUCUUGAUCUUCUUAGUAACGCACGAGUGGUGGCGUUUCUGGAUGUCCCUUAUGCCGAGCCCCCCGUCGGCCUCCGCAGGUUCAAGGCUCCUGUUCGAAAAGACCCUUGGACAGGUAUCUUAAGCGCAACAGAGUUUGGACCACUUUGCAUUCAACACAAUCGCUUCAAGAUCAAAGAUUUGAUAAAUAACAAAAAACAAAGCAAGUUAAUAAACGUACUUCCCCCUAAUCAAUAUCGCCAGAGUGAAGAUUGUUUGAGUUUAAAUAUUUACAUCCCUGAGUCCGUGUUUGAGGGUGUGAAAUAUUCAAAGAGGUCAACACAAACCAUACCCGUUAUGGUCUAUCUUCACGGAGGGUCUAACGAGGUAAGCGGUGGUAGGUUCUACCCAGGUGAAUGGCUUUCGUCAGCAGGGGGCGUCGUGGUUGUUACGAUGAACUAUCGGUUGGGCCCGUUAGGUUUUCUUAGCACCAGAGAUCGCUACUCUCCUGGAAACUAUGGAAUGUUUGAUCAAGUGUUAGCUCUAAAGUGGAUUCAGGAGAACAUACAAGCAUUUGGCGGGAAUCCGGAGAAGGUUACGAUUUUCGGAAAUGGUGUUGGGAGCGCAUUUGUCAGUCUUCAUAUGGUGUCUCCAUUAUCUAAAGGUCUGUUUGCAGCAGCCAUUGCACAGAGUGGAAGCUCUGUGGCCAGAUGGGCUGUUCAACGUGAUCCGUUUCGUUACGCCACCCGUUUGGCUAGAAGUGUUGACUGUCCAAAGAGUGCCAACACUAAACACCUUAUGAGAUGUCUUCGGCGAGUGUCUGCAAGCUCUCUAGCCAGGACAACCCGCAUGGCGGAUGCUCUCGGAAUCAGUUUUGCCCCAGUGGUGGAUGGAUAUUUCUUACCAGACUAUCCAGAAAACCUGAUUCAACAAGGCCGAUAUAACAUGGUUCCCUUCAUGACUGGUUUCACAAAAGAUGAAGUCUCUAUAUGGAUGGAACUCUAUGAAGAUCCUACAAAAACCAAGUUAAAAGAAUAUUUAAAAAAUUUACUGGUCCCAAAAGUUAAUAAUUUAGACAACAUGGAAGCAUUAGUUCACGCUGUGUACACCGAGUAUGUUACUAGAGGGCGCCAACCUAAUGGACUCAACGACUCGAUAUUGAACGCGACAGCAGACGAUAUUCCUAUUGAUAUUCAUAUUUUAACGCAGAUCCUUGGAGAUGCUGGGUUUAAGGUUCCCUGUAUGAGACAUGUUCAGUUACUGGCUGACCACCACAACAUGCCUGUCUACCUGUAUGAGUUCACAUACUCCAGCAGUGAUGAUUGGAUAAGUAGGGACCAACCUUGGCUAGGUGCAUAUCACGAAAGCGAGAUGUAUUACAUCUUAGGCUACCCACAGAUGACUAUCAAGAAUGCUUAUCGAACCCCAGAAGACCAUGCUGUUAGCGACAUGCUUGUAAAGUUGUGGAGCAACUUUGCUAAACAUGGAAAUCCUACACCUAAGGAACAACUAAACCAAAACAACUUUACAUGGAAACCAUACACUAGAGAUGAACCAGUUUAUGCAGAUCUUGGAGAACAGGCUAUAUUAAGAAAAACUGAUCACCUUGGUAACAUGAACUUCUGGAUCAAUUUUGUCCCACUGUUUACCGACUAUCCAAUGAACAACGAUGAAAGAAUUCAGUGCAAUCGGACAGUUUUUGUGAUUACUUCCAGCUUUCUGGGCCUCACCUCCUUUCUUUGUAUUACUCUUAUUCUUUAUGCUUGUAUUCAAAGAAGACAUCAGCCCGGUAUUGUACUGAAAGAUCCUCCAUCAUAUUUGUAAUAGCGUAACUUAUCUUAUUCCCGAACUUGGCAAGUUACAUCUGAUUCAUUCUCAUUUACAACAUUUAAAGAUCUUGUUGAAAAAAAAAAUCCCUUAGAUCUGCUGAAAAUGUGCUCCUAGUAGUGUACAAUUAUUGUAUAAAGAAGUUUCAUGUACCCAGUAAAAUUUCAAAAAGUGCCCCCCCACCCCACCAGAAAAACUUCUAACUAUGCCACUGAACUAAAAUUUUUUUGAAAUUUCAAAUUGUUGAGGUUAACUUCUUUAAUAACUUUUCAAAGUUUUAACUGUUCUUGUGUAACUUGCAAUAUUUAAAAUGUGAUAAGGGUAUUGCAACAGACACUGCUUGUUCAGUAUAGUUUCUGUGUAGUGUUUAUCCAUUAUGAUGUCAAAAUUGUUACCUUAGCUUGCUGAAGUUACAUAUGAUCUAAUUUAUCUUUCAGUGUAUGAAGACGUCACAACAAAUCCACUAUAUACUAUAAAUAAAUAUUUCAAUUUGUCAACUUUAACUUUCAGUACACUAAAAUGUAUAUACAAUGACAGAAACGAUCUACUACCACUUCUAGUGCGUAUCCUCCUCCGAGUUAUAAUCCCUUUAUAUAAGUGUAUGUAUACUAUAUACUUUAACAAUGCAUGUAUUUCCUUUUUAAUGAAUAGAUACUUUUCCAAUAAUAAUACAUGCGUUUAAUUCACACCACUACUUAACAGCGUGUAUAAUAAUACAUGCGUUUAAUUCACACCACUACUUAACAGCGUGUAUAAUAAUACAUGCAUUUAAUUCACACCACUACUUAACAGCGUGUAUAAUAAUACAUGCGUUUAAUUCACACCACUAGUUAGCAGCGUGUAUAAUAAUACAUGCGUUUAAUUCACACCACUACUUAACAGCGUGUAUAAUAAUACAUGCGUUUAAUUCACACCACUACUUAACAGCAUGUUUUCAAAUUACUACAUCAGAGUAUUAUAUUUUAUUUAUUUAGCCUAAAGUUGAUGUUUUUAACGUGCACUUUUUGCACGUAGAGUUACACUCAGGGUCCAAAUUAUAGAAAUAAGGUGCAGAUGUGUGUGUAUAUCUUACAUGUGUUUAAACUCAUUGAUAGCCAUGAGCUUUAGGUGCGAGUUGAUAUGCAUUUUGAGGUACUCUAGAACCCUUAAAAAAAUUGAAUUCUAAAUGGUUUUUAAUAAAAUAAACAUUCCAGCAGACCUCCAGCCUUAUUUAAUAUUCCUUAAUAAAUUUGAGGAAUUAUAAUUUUAUAUUAGAUAAAUGCUAUGCUAAUGUCACAUAAGACACAGCUUUGAAUUAAAGAAAACAUUUUUAACUAUACUCUAUAUUUUGUUGUUUUCGGUGCAAUAAAGAUAUCUUUUUUUGGUA